Molecule: messenger RNA, 501 nt
Organism: Lactuca saligna
Lineage: Eukaryota; Viridiplantae; Streptophyta; Magnoliopsida; Asterales; Asteraceae
Source: the annotation of a GenBank genome assembly
AUGAACACACCAGUCUCAAAGGUAAUGAAAAAGAACCUAAUUUAUGUGUUCUCUAUUACUCUUGUAGUUGAAUCCUUGCAAAAUUUGGUUUUAGAUACAGAGAAUGACGAGGUUAUUGCUUUACUUAACAUAGCAAAAUGCUUAUCUUAUGCCAUUGGACGUAUGGAAAACGCAGCUGAAAAGGAAAAAGCUAGAGCAGCUGCUGUUGAAGGUGUUGGAAAGCACUGGGGUACUACUUUACUUGGUCCCAACACGAUUGUGGCUGUUUCUCCUUUCGACACAGUGGUAAUGGUAACAAAAAAGAUGCUUGAGUUUCGUGUUAGCUCUGCCAUUGUAACAGUUGAUAACAAGGCUCGACAGAUUAUAAUCUCAAAUGAUAUCUUAACGCAGGUGAUAGCACAAGAUCUUCCUGCUGAAUCAACCUCAGUGGAGAAGGUGCCGACCCCUUUUCUUUUCUUCAUCACAAUAUUUUUUCUACUUAGGUUUUGUUUAUUUUCAUGA